AUGGCUAUUAAAGCAUGUGAAUUACUUCGCGAGGUUGAUGCAUAUUUUAAUAAUGGAGUUGUUGAUGAGGGCAAAUUUGAUUCUAAUAAGAGUUAUUUCCAAUAUAAAUGCCCUUAUGAUAAAGAAGCUAAAGAGCUUCCCGGUUGUAAAAAUAACAAUGAAAGAAUUAACGCUUUGGGAGGAUAUUUAUAUAACAAAUUGGUUAAUAUUGCUAAUGUUUUUAAAGGAGAGGGGGAUAAUGGUAACCGGCAUAUUGAAAUUUUCAUGAUGUGGCUAGGCGAUAAAUUAUAUAAGCUAGAAAACGACAAAACUGCAAUACUGGAAGAAUCUUAUAAAAAUUAUUUAGAUAAUUAUACAGGAAAUUUUAAAUAUUGGAACAUUGUAGGUAGUAAAAAGGAAUAUAAAUUAGCUAAUGUUUGGUAUAUGAGUGAAUUGUAUAACUUACUCAAUUGUAUAUGCAAUAUAGUUAUUGAAUAUGGAAAAAACCCGAACAGCAGGGAAAUUGGAACGAUGUCCAAAAAAUGCCACCAGAAAUUUACAAGUAUUUAUAAAGAUAUUAAAGAUUGUUAUUCAUAUUUUCAUUUAUUAAAGUUCUUAAAAAAUAUAUAUGAUGGUAUUAGAAAUGAUGCUAUUAAAAGAGACAAUGAUUUAAAAGACAAUAUUAGAAAAGCCGCUGCUAGAAGAACCGCUAUUAUAAGUGAUACUAUUAAAAAAGCUAAUAUUCCCUCCCAAAUAAAAAGUUCAAAAGAACUAUUAAAAAAUGUAUUGAAUGCUUCGACUGUCUCUCUUAUAGAUCUAACUCCAUCAGAUUGGAAUCAAAGGUUUCCGAAUGAUUCUGAUAAUAUAACUGAUUUUCAUACUCAAAAAUGUGUUAAUUCAUAUCAUGAAUUUGUGGAACAGGUGAAAAAAGAUAUAUCAAAAGACACACCGACAGUACAAUCCAAACCAGAGCCACUAUCAGCAUCUCAAAAAUCAGAGACAAGUCCUCAAAGUGGAACAAAGGAUUCAGGCACUCAGAAAGGAAAUUCGGAUAGUAAAGGUGGUGAGAAAGGAGGCACAAAAGGAGAAUCAGGAAGUACAGGUGGUGGAUCAGGUAGUGAAACUGGAGAUACAAGUGGUGGACAAAGUGAUCAAAGAGGAUCACCUGGUGGAUCAGACAGUCAAGGGGGUUCAAGUAAUCAAGGAGGUUCAGGUGAUGGGGCAAAGGAAUCAGGGGAUCAGGUUCCAGCACAUCCAUCAGGAGCACCCAAUGGAUACUUGCCAAGUAAUUGGGGAAUGAAUAUCAAUCUUAUGAGUUAUAUGCCUAAUGUUUCCGGUAUAUAUCAAUCUUCAAAGGAUAUUUUAACAAGUGCCACUAACCAAGUCAGUAGUGCAUAUAAUAGUGCUAUGAUCAUUGCGCAAGAUACUUAUAAUAAAACUGUGGACAUUGCAAAAAAUACUUAUGGUAGCGUUGUGUCCACUGUAAAAGAUACUUAUACUAGAUCUACUGAUUAUAUUAGUGGUGCUGUUAAUAGUAUAACUAUCCAAUUGAAUCCAUUCGGCACUUCUCAAUUAGGUGAUAACAAAUCUGGACCCAAUAGUUUAGGGGGUGGGGUGGAUACAUCUAAUCAGUCACAAACAAAUCCGAAACAACCAAUAAAUCCACCACCACCAUCUCUACCGCCAUCUCCAUCACCACUACAAACUUCACCAGAUCCAUCAUCACCAAAACCAAUCGAUUCGCAACCUAUCCUUAUACAUAUUUCCAAAAGUUCAGAUCAACAAAUUGCACCUACUGAUGGAAAUAUAGGAUCUCAAACACCACUGCCUGGUCAAAGUACAUUAGCAAGUUCUGGUAGCAAUUCUUUAAAUACAAAAAAUGGAAACGUAAUUAGUGUAGAAAACGUUAAAGUGAAAGAAAAUUCAUCAAUAUGGUGCAUAGCACAAAAUAAAAAAUAUGACAUACUAGGUAUUGGUAUUAUAAGCAUUUCGAUAUUCGCUUUUUUAGCAAUUAUGUAUAAGUAUUUAUCACUUGGAUGUACAACCAAAUCGAAGAGAAAAAAAAGCGUGAAAAAGGUUAUAAAUUCAAUUGGAGGGAAAAGACCGAUUCAAAUAAUUAUAAAAUCAUAUGAUAGGAGUAAAGACCUAAAACCGAUUAUAAAUUCAGUUGGUAGAAAAAAAGAUUCAUUAUUAAAUAUAUACAAAUUUAUGCAGGCUGAUCCUAUACCAUUUAUUAAUUUAUUUUUUUUGUUAAUUUUUUUUGUUUAUAAAAGACAACUAAAUUAUUUAGAAUUAUAA
This is a messenger RNA of Plasmodium vinckei vinckei, 2277 nucleotides long. RefSeq names its product PIR protein CIR protein. The transcript has 3 exons. The coding region runs from base 1 to 2277 and encodes 758 amino acids. The record is from RefSeq and is a predicted model, not a curated record. NCBI's taxonomy places the organism in Eukaryota, Apicomplexa, Aconoidasida, Haemosporida, Plasmodiidae.